AUGGCGGCUCGGAAUCCUCGUGGUGCUAAUGCGGCUCCAAUUCCUCCAAUGGAGGAUAGCUCGAGCCCGUAUUACCUCCAUCCAAGUGAUAACCCAAGUUUUCAGCUAGUUCCUCACGUUCUAAUCGGCUCCAAUUACAUCAAUUGGAGUAGAUCCGUUACCACAACUCUUUUGGCGAAGAAUAAGAUCGCCUUCGUCAAUGGCACUCUUCCUCGGCCGACUGAGGACGAUUGGUUGUUUUCAGCAUGGCUUAGAUGCAACAAUAUGGUUGUAUCAUGGCUGAGAAAUUCCAUUUCAGCUCAGAUCUGCUCGAGCAUCAUGUAUAUUGAUAAUGCACAUGAGAUCUGGUCCGAUCUACGUGAUCGCUUUUCUCAAUUGGACACAGCUAGAGUUUAUCAACUGCGGCAGAAGAUAAUGUCACUCACGCAGGGGAAUGAAGAUGUUAACACAUACUUCACUAAUCUGAGGAUACUCCGGGAUGAGUAUAGGCAUUCUCAGCCUAUCACUUGGUGCAUUUGUGUCAUUUGUCGAUGCAAUAGUGCAUCUAAAUGGAACAGCUAUCAGGAAGAAGAAUGCAGCAUGCAAUUUUUGAUCGGCCUCAACUCCAGUUUUUCACAGAUCCGAUCUAGCAUAUUGUCUAAGAUUCCAAUGCCUUCUUUAUCCAAGGUGUUCUCUCUUGUUUUGCAGGAGGAGAGGCAGCGCACAAUUGAUGGAAACUCAUCUUAUACAUCAGUUGUUACUCCUUCAGUGAGUGAACAACCAUACUCUGCCAAUGCUGCUCAGUCUUAUAACAGGAACAGGAUAUGCUCUCAUUGUGGUAAAACAAACCACACGGUGGAUAAAUAUUUUGUUCUACAUGGAUUUCCACCGAGUUUUGGCAAAGGCAAAGGAAAAUUUAAUGCUAAGGAUGGUGGAAGUUUCUCCAAAUCUGUCAAUUAUGUGGAGAACAGUUUUGAUGAAUGUGAGAAGAGUUCUAUUUCCACCAGUGUUGAUGUGCCAUCUCCUGAGCAAUGCCAGCAACUCAUUCAUCUACUGCAAACUCAGCUUGCUACAGCUGCUGCCACUCCCUCUCCACUACCUUCAGCCUCACCAAAUAAUCCUCCUACUACAAACUGUGCCUCAUUCACAGGGAGCUUCUCGGGCAACUGUGAUUGGGAGGGGUAG
This is a messenger RNA of Salvia splendens (bonfire salvia), 1164 nucleotides long. RefSeq lists its product as uncharacterized. The transcript has 2 exons. The coding region runs from base 1 to 1164 and encodes 387 amino acids. The record is from RefSeq and is a predicted model, not a curated record. Lineage: Eukaryota; Viridiplantae; Streptophyta; Magnoliopsida; Lamiales; Lamiaceae.